UGUUCGCAGAGAAUAUAUUCAGACAGUCAAAGUUUUCUCUUCAACGCAUAUAAACAACAAUUCGGGAGUGUAGAAAAGCCGGAAAAUGCUUGCAUAGCACGGACAAACCAAUCAACCUAAAAUACAAACAAACCGUUCAAGCAGCUAGCCAGGGAAACAAAAAUGCCAACAAUUAGAGGAAACUCAUCUAAAAUUAACAUGAUACAUAAUUAAAAAAACAACAACAAUAAAUAAAUAUCUAUUGCAUACAUGUUUGUUGCACACAUUCCUCGCCAAGUGUAAUCAUAUGCACAUAUACAUAUAUGUAUGUACUUAUGUAUUUAUAAUCGCAAAAAUCUAAACGAUAAACUCAGGUUCAAGCGGGCAUAUCAACCGACAUACAUACAUACUACUUUCGCUAAUUUUGAUUGAAAAAUUAUUUCGUUGUGAGGUAAAGAAAAAGCCGACAAAAUGCCGUACCAAACGAAAAUGGAGCGCAAAUUGCUAUACGCCUUUCGGGGUUGGAUAGCAUUUGUUGCUUUUAUGGAUUUAGGAACAGCUUUUCGUAGUUAUAUAGAGCGAAGGAGUUUUCUCGGAGACCACACAGACACUCAGUUUAUUGAAGGCGACUAUACCAUUUCUCGUAUAAUUGGCAUGUAUUGCUUACUUAAGGCGAUUGCAUUAGUUCACUGCACGCUCUAUAUUCACUACAGACCAGUUGUUAGCAUGGGCGGCUGUUCGUUGGCUUUAACUAUGGUUCUCUAUGCUUCCGAAGCUUUAUAUUUUCGUUCGAGUACACUGAACUUUUACGUGAUCUUUCCGUGCGUUCUCAAUUCAAUCACUUUAAUUGGUCUAAUUUAUAUUCCGAGACGUUUGCGUUUGUGGGAACCCAGCAUGGACAUGGACGAUGAAAACUCGCAAUUACUUAAGCAAAUGACUGGUUUCAAGCGUCGACGCACGAAAAAGCAAAUUUAAAAUUACGACAAAAUUUAAAAUUUCAGUGAUAUUUUAUACACGCAUACAUGCACUGAUAAUAGAGGCACUCUUAAAGAAAUGUUUUAAAAAUGAAAAACUAAAUAUGAAAACUAGUAUUUCCAGUAUUAGUAUGUAUGUAUGUAAAGUUCAUUCUAUCUAUACUUAUGUAAUCGUUUGUAUUCACACAAAUCUUCAAAAAAUUAUAAAUCAGCACCAUAAUAUUUAAUGUUCUGAGGAGAGUUAAUAUGUACGUACAAACAUAUGUAUGUAUAAAAACGUGCACAUGAUAGGAGAAUUGAGGCCAUGAGCUGAAGUGGCCUAACAAACAAUUUUUUUUUGUACUUAACUUCUUAAAAUAGUUUCAAAUAUGAAAAAUUUUAAAUAAAGGUCGCGUAUUGCUUAAUUUAAUGGUACGUUAUUUUGCUAUGUAGCUUAAAAUUAAGGAUUAAGCAACUUUUUUUUAAGGUGUAUCACACUUGCGAUUAUUUUAGGUAGAGAAUUACGGAUUUUUUUUUUUUUGGUUAGACUACUUCUGCUCGCAUGGCCUCAAUUGGAAAAUAAAUAUUAUAAUAGACCUCGUUUAAAUUUGUAAUGGGCACAUCGUCAAUUUACUCACCUAUGUAUAAGCACAUUUUUAUAUCGCUUAAAUAUUAAAAUGACAGAAUGUAAAUAUUUACAUAUAACUGCGUACAUAUAGUACAUACGUACAUACAUACAUUGAUACUAACAUGCAUAUAGAGGAAAGUUAAUCUAUGAAAUAUCAUAAUUAACGUUCAAUUCAAGUUGUUUUCCAAAAUGAUUUGCGGUAAUGUUUUUUUAAUUUUUUGCUCCAGAUUUUAAUAUUGGGCAAGUUGCGCGGUAAAUUAAAACAUCUUUAAGAUGUUUAAGCAAUAAUAGCUUAAGUUUGUAGUU
Rhagoletis pomonella (apple maggot) is the source of this 1866-nucleotide messenger RNA. RefSeq lists its product as uncharacterized. Gene Ontology annotation, cellular component: endoplasmic reticulum; membrane. NCBI's taxonomy places the organism in Eukaryota, Metazoa, Arthropoda, Insecta, Diptera, Tephritidae. The record is from RefSeq and is a predicted model, not a curated record. Gene Ontology annotation, molecular function: protein-macromolecule adaptor activity. Bases 451 to 954 code for a protein of 167 amino acids. The transcript has 5 exons.